GCUUUCUGAUGCGCACUUCCACCUGCCACUCUUUCCCCCGGUCUCGCGAGCCCUAACUCCUCAACAAAUCUCGAUUCAUGGCUCAACCCAAUCACUUUGAUCACCUUUGGAAUCAGGCCAAAGUGCGCUAUAAGUCCGUGACCGGCCAUAACCUCGACAGCCCCGCAGUCCCCAGCCCCGCCUCAGCUGACGAGCUGCUCACCCUGCUGGACGCGAGAAACUCUGACUUUCUAUCUUUUCGGGAUAAGAGAUCCGUGCUAUUUCACAAUCUCAAGGCAUUGUGUACACCGAUCGAGCUGGUCGGCAAUGUUGUCUCCACGGGCGCCUCGCUGGUUUUCGCGCCCAGCUCCGCAUGCUUCAACGCGUUGCUGUUACUGAUUGAUGCGGCGCGUGGGGUAUCUUCCUUCUAUGAUUCCAUCGACUUUCUAGCGCGGCUCAAGAUCUACCUCGUGAACCAAGUCACACCUGAGCUACGCACCACAUUGAUGAAUGUCCUCGUGAUACUACUAGAAGUCUUCGGUCGCUCCGCGCAGGUCAUCCGCAGUGGAACUCUGGGGCGCACCUUGACGUUCGCGAAGAACGCGCUCCUCGGUCGCGACAACAAGCUGCAAGGACUGCUGGACCAGCUGGAGAAGCUGUGCCAGAGCGAGAAUCGACUGGUUGCGGCGGAGACAUGGGCGGAGACCAAGCGUACAGCGCAUCAGAUGGACAAGGUCAGCGAGGACUUGGGAACUUUGGUUCUGGGGCAGGCAACCUUUCGCAAUGAGUUCCAGCAAGAGAUGCACAAGGUCAGGGAGACGAUAGCAGCGGGUUCAGCCAAGGGCGAGAUGUCGAUCGCGAGACUCCGGGAGAUUCUCAAGCCCUCAGUGCAUCCGCUGGAUGCGUAUCAAAGCCUGGCAAAGAAGAGAGUAUCCGGGACCGCGGAUUGGAUUUUUGCUGAGCCCUUGUUCCGGAAGUGGAUGGCUGUGGACGGGGAGGCACCCCUGUUGGCGAUCUGUGGAAGCCCGGGAUGUGGAAAGUCGGUUCUCUCGCAGCAUGUCAUCCACCAGCUGAACGAACUGCAGAAAACGAGAGAGGGAAACACUGGCUCGGUCGCGUACUUCUUCUUCAGUAACAGCGACACCGAAACGAAGUCUGUGAGUCAGGCAUUGCGGGACUGCGCCUGGCAGGUUUGCCAAGUUGACGCCUCUUAUCAAGCGUACCUCGAAGCUCAGAUCAGCUCUGCCGAUGAAAUCAAGACCAUCCGCAGUGCAUGGAGGACGCUUUACUCCCAGUGCUUCGCCUUGGCGCACAGAGCACAUAGAACCAUGAUUCUGGUAUUCGAUGGUCUGGACGAAGCUUUUCAGGAUGAUCGGGAGCAGUUCUUUGAGCUGCUCUCGGAUGUAGCUUCAUGCAGUGGCUCUGCAAUCAAGGUUCUCUUGGUGGGCAGACCUGAGAUCUACGCAGAGCUCGCAGACGCGAUCGGACAGAUACCCUGCAUCCAGGUAGACGCAGUCAAGAACUCGGCCGACAUCCGAACAUUCAUAGACAUCACCAUGCAAAAGUCUCGUGUCUUGAGUCGCAUUCCUCGAGAUCUGGAAUCGUCGAUUCGUGACAAACUGAUGGAGAAAUCCCAGGGGAUGUUCCUGUGGGCAGAUCUGAUGCUCCGCGAGUUGAGCCGCAAAACAAGAGCGAGUAGCAUGCUGGAGAGCCUGACAAAAGCGCCCAAAGGCCUGGACGAAAUGUUGGAGCAUGUCCUCAGGGGCUUCAGCUCAAAGCUGGAGAAAGAAGAAGCGGAAAAUCUGAAUACGAUGCUUGCCUGGCUGGCCUGCUCCGACGUCCCACUAACCUUGCGCCAACUGGACUUCAUCCUGCAGUAUGACUCGCUGGGGGGCGAUGGGGUCUUUGAUCUGGAGACGAUGUUGCGAAUUCAGUAUGCUUCGUUCUUUCUGGUACUUCGUGAGGACGGCCUCACGACGGCAGACCUUCAAGGUACGGACGCUGCAGCCUACUUCCUGCAGGGCCCAGCGAGCGAUGCGAUCAUAUCUGAGUUCCAGUCCAACAAGGACACCACACGGGUGGUGUUCCGGCACGCCUCGAUUGGCGAAUACUUGCGCAAUCCUGGGUAUGGGAAAGUGUCUGAUGUCUCCAGUUCCAUGCCUGUCGGUGUCAAUAUCGUUGAGGCUCAGAAACACAUUCUAACACACUGCCUACGGCUAUUUCAGGAAGUUUCUGCCGAGAACGAAGACCCGGCCGGACGAAUAUCCUUGAUCAUUUAUGCACAUAAUCAUUGGCGGAAACAUGUGCGGCAGCUGAUGAGCCAGGAUCUGAUCGAUGCCUCUGAGAAGCGUGAGAUGGGACCAUUGCUGUGCAGGGCGCUCGCGAGUCCAGACACUGUGCAUUGUCUGAACCCCAUCCACUGGGAGUUUUUCGCCUCCGGGGACUUUCGACUCGUUGAGAGGCUUUUGCAUGAUGAUGCCUGCUCCGACUUGCCUACAGAUGAUGAGAUGUGCGUUUGGCUCAAAUCGGCUCGCCAAACCUCGGGGGGCUUGUUCUUGGACUUGGCCAAGUAUGGCGCCGAGUCGUGGCUGGAGGAGACCAUAUGGUCUGCCUCGAACUGUUUCCGUCUGGUGUGGGCCGUUAAACUGAUAUCUGAGGGAAAGGAUCUCGAGAUCCUGCACGAGAUACCGAAUACAGAAACGGUACUGGAGGUCGCGCGGUGGACGAAAGUGGAAGAAAAUGCAUUGUGGCAUGAACGAGUCGGGAACUGCCUGUCCGAUUUCGGCCAUCUCGACGAGGCGAAAUAUCACGCCGACAUGUCGCUACGUCUGCAGCCCCAAUCAGUGGGGGCCAGUCUGGAUAUCGCUCGCAUCUACCUGAAACAAAACAAGCGAGACGAGGCAAUCACAAUGCAUCUCGAAGCCGAGGCACUAUACACGAGACUGUUCCUGGCCAAGGAAGAGCCCGAAUACCCGGAUUCAGAUCGUCCCAUCAUGGUAUCGCCAUACAAACUUGCUAGCCUGCGAUUGACCUUGGCGGAGCUAUACGAACCAGAGGACGACCCCCUGGAGUCGGCGCAUUGGCUUCAUUCCGCACUACAGUUGGAAGUCUUCAGUGUACGAGUUGUAAUCCUGGUCGAGCGACUGUCUGGCAAAUUAAGUAGAGCACCACACCGCAAUCCCACCAUGAUCAUCCAGCUUCUACAAGCGAUGGAUCGAACCGCUCGCGAUCACGAGGAUACUAUCUUGGAUUUCUGUUUGACUCAGGAUCAGGGGAUUCACCGUCGCUUUUUCCCGGCUAUUGCGACGGCCGCGCACGCCACGGGGAAGGUAGACUGGCUGGUGAAUCAGUUUCUUCGUGCCAGGGCUAUCGGGGUUCGCGACUUGCGGUCUCAUGUUGUGGUGAGUCUCGACCUCUGCCUAGCUGAGCUCUACAGUCGAUUCAGGGAUGAACCGCGCAAGGCCAUGGCGAUUUGGCAAAGGAUUUUGGCUCUGCCACGAGUGGAGGUGGACAGGGACGGUCACUGGGAGAUGACGCAUGCAAGAGAGAGGGCUGAGUCCUGCUAUGCCUAUCAACUCUUUAUGGAUGCGUUACGAGAUCAUCACAACACUGAAACAUUUCUACAUGAAACCACAACUCAAGCGAAAUGGUUAUUCGAGUCCCCGCUAAAUAGUGAGACAUUUAUCGCGAAUCGAGCGGGCCUUUAUCUGGGGCGUUGGUUUCUGGAUCAUGGAGAUACCGAGCAGGCCAGGCGAUAUUUCAGGCCUUAUGUCAAGAUAUCUCUUGCUGGCAUCGAGGAAAUCGAUUUCAAGUGGCGCGCAAAUAGACUCUACAAGCUGACCACAUUCUUAGUCACAGCGGAGGAUGAUGCCAAUUCUAUUGCUCUGUUCCACGCCAUCAGCGAUGCACACCACCUCAGCGUCGACGGACUUGAAUCUUCGGACGACGAGCCUGGUAGGUGGAGUUGGUACUGUGAUGUCUGCACGGAAGAGUAUGACAGUUGUGCGUCGUGCAAUAAGUGUCGGGUCUGUGCAGCAGACAUCUGCAAGAACUGCUUUCCGUCUGUGAAGCAGGGUACGAGCAGCAGUCGAGUUUGCGCGCCGAAUCAUGCCUGGCUGUUGAUCCCGGCGGCGUCCACUCCUCCAGAGCCCGGGUAUAUUAUGAUCGGUGAUGAUUCAAGGCUGAUCGAAGAUUUUCUGGCGAAUUUGGCUCAGUCGUGGCAGUAAUCUCGGUAUUAAUGCGCCAAGUACCCAAUCUCUGCCCAAUAUGACAACUACAAAGUCUGUACGUACCUGCUGUUCAAUUGAUACUGUACUUGGCAAGAACAGUGCUGGAGAUGUCAUAGAUCAUCGCAUCUGUUCUCCAUUCUCGCCAAUCGCACUGGCUUCACAACAGGAUCAAGUGUGUUGACCCAUGUUACUGGGUGGAAUCGUCAAGUCUGCGAGCGGACUGGCCAGAUUCGGGGGUAUCUUGCGAAAAGCCCUAAUUGCUGCUCACGUCGGUCAUAUCUUCUAUUGAGAAAAUAACCAAAAG
Aspergillus saccharolyticus JOP 1030-1 is the source of this 4512-nucleotide messenger RNA. RefSeq lists its product as uncharacterized. The transcript has 3 exons. The record is from RefSeq and is a predicted model, not a curated record. The coding region runs from base 78 to 4205 and encodes 1375 amino acids. NCBI's taxonomy places the organism in Eukaryota, Fungi, Ascomycota, Eurotiomycetes, Eurotiales, Aspergillaceae. Gene Ontology annotation, molecular function: protein binding; ATP hydrolysis activity.